GGGUUCAGUUCAGUCGCAGCCACCGUUCGCUUCGGAUGCGUUGCAGUAAAUUCGCUGAUUCAGACGCCAUUCCUCGCGGUUUGAUGUUUUUUCCAUGCAUCGGUUGUUGUUUCUGUUCUUUUGAAGACCAUAGAGCAUACCGGUUUUUGCUGCUUUGUGAACGUCUAUUUCUGUCCGAAUAAAGUUUUUUGCUACUUUUGCAGUUUAUUUUGUUCAAUUCGAACGGCUAGUGUUGAUGGAAACCUGUGAGUUCUAACCCGGAAUAUUGAUGAAGCGUGAAUUGGCAGUCUGAUAACAGUGCCAGCAGGUCGCAUGUGCUGGUGGAAAAGACUUCGCUGUGAAUCAUAAUUUGGUGAUCUCACGACACAAAACUGCUAGCGUGCUGAAAAUGGACGGGGGACUAGACGUAUGCGGAAUUAGCUUGCGUUUGAAGGUACAUCUGAUGUAGGUUACCCUUACCGUAACUGACGAAAGCAAAAUGUGAACAGCUGAUAACGUUGAGUGUGUUGUUCUUUUAAACGAGAUAUAGUUGAUUGGAGGAAUGUUACGUUGGUGGAUGAAGCAAUCAGACCUAUUUCCGUGAAAAGUUAUCGUCAGUAAAUUCCAAUAUGGUGCGGGGUUUCGAUAAUAAUUCACACGAGUGCCGUCUCACAAACAGACCGGUGGCGAUGAUGGAUGUAUGUUUUAGCUAAAUAAUGAAGCCUACAGCUUCAGAGAUAUGCCGCAACGUGUGAAUGAAAGGUGAAUAAAAAUGAGCAUACGAUGUAGGAAGUGUGUACAUUCAUGAAUCGAAUCAUUUCGGAAGAUGUGAAAAAGAAAAAUCUGGAAACAUAAACAGUGAGCUAGAAGAAAUAAUAAUAAUAAAAAAAAAUAAUGUAGGUCUUGAAGGAACAAAAAAGAGUUCUUCUCGUACCGCAAUUAAAAUGUGAAAUGUCUAUAAAAGAAUCGGCAGUGGUCGUCUGUUCACCGCGAUGACCAUCAACAUCAGCGUUCAAUACUGCCAUCAGAAACGUUAUAUGAGGAACAAAAGUAGGUGUGUAGUCCUACGUUCCAUUCGGGUUUAAUUACAAAACAUAAUUUAUGUACCUCAGCCAGUACACCUUGUAGAAUUACGAUGCACUUCUUCGAGUAUAAUAAGUAUGUGGAAACGGCUGAAGCACGUUGGAAAAAAAGUUCUCUUUUUGUACUCACUCAUGUUGUACUGAUUCUUCUUUGCUGUUAAGCCUCGUGGGAUCACCUUUACAUAAUAUAAUGCAUAAGUGCACAUCUCUGUCGGUUGUUUUAUAAUGCCUGAAGCUGCAAGUGUGAGUGAAACUAUACAUUCUAAGAUAGUGUACAAAAGACGAUCAAACAAAAGACUUCGAUAACGAUUCAAACGAAGAUAGCAAAAAGAAAAAGUAGUGAAAUGUUUUAUUGCGCAAAAGAUACAAAAACAGAAAUAAUUGAUAAUGAUAAUUCCAGGUAAAGAUAUUAAGUUCACAGCAGAGUGAGAACCGCAGGAAUAGAUAAGUAAUACACAAAUGUGAAAAAUAAACGAAGAUGUUUGUUUGUGAUUGGGAAUAACUAGGCAUUGUGAAUGCGAAACGGUGGCACCAAUAUUUACCGACCUAUUGAAUUGAAUCAGAUCUGUGCACAAUUGCUAACCAAUAGUAAUUCAUUAUCAAUUCAACUAGCUUCAAGCCUGUGAACAGCAACAAUCGCGUGCUUCUCAUCGUGCUACCAGCGGUGACAGUGAAUGGUGAGAUAGUAGUGGGGUUGAUAGAUUAACUAUUAUCUCUUGUGUCAGUCCAGUGUUAAUGAGCUGAAAUCAAACGUCCUGGAAAUGCCUAUCACCACAACGAAAGCAGCCAGUGCAAUUGCAUCUAACGGAAAAGAUUCGUCUACGACUGCUGCAGCUCCCAGAGCUAGUUUGCUGGCGUCCGGUAGCGGUGGAACUGAUGUACAAAAUGUCCCCAAUUCUGUUGCUUCAACCGCUCUAACUGCCAGCGGACGAAGUGUACGACCAGGUAGUGGACUUAGCCUGAGUGUUCUAGAUUUGGCGGCGAUUCGUAAAAUUUUAGAGAACGAAACUGGUGGUGCGCUCUGUCCUAGCUGUCAGAUGCCCUUCGAUAAGGGUAAAAAAAGAAAGCUUAUAGACACUUGCGGACACGAACGAUGUUACUCCUGCAUGUUCCGGAAUGAAAUCUGCCCGAUUUGCCACAAGACCGCCCAGCAGGAUAUCGAUCACGACAUUAUAUCCCGGCACGGUGGCUAUCUAAGCAGAAAUAUGCACGGUUACGACACUGGCAUCGAUAGCACCACGACGCUGUUGAGUCCACUCGGAUCGCCACGACCAAUUUGCCGAUCGCAAGCCAAACUCGGCGGACAUCUUUCGCCAACAUAUCAGACUCCAAAUGAUCUCAUGUCAUCGGAUGUAUACAAAUUGAAAGAACGACCGCCACGAUGUCCUUCCGGUAACAGCAAAUCGGAGCCCCAUUACGCUAGCAUAUCCAAUACCUCUUUUGGAGUUGGAAUGAAAACCUCGCAGCGAAGUGGACUUAAUAGCAGUAGUGAAAUUUCCUCCAGUGCAUGUGCAACACCUCCGCAAAACCGGAGACGUUUGUUCAGUCCGAAGAACCUGCGAAGUCCGUUCGGUUAUCGUAAAAAUAAUGCUACAACCGACAACUCAACGCUCUCCGGCUUAGCGUCUUUGCUGAAUCCAGCAACCUACCACCGAGCAGCGGCCGCAGGAACCAACAUGACCGCGUCGUCCACCAGUGAAACAGCAACAGCAGCCGCCAUGGUCAACAAAAGGCAACGGAACGCUAAUGAUAGCCAUAAAUUUCAUCGUCUAAGUUUAGGUACAGCGUCGAUGGUUUUCGGUAAAAUCAAAUCCCUGUGGUCAGCGCAAACGUCGACGGCCAACUCCGGACUGAAUCAAUUAGCAGAUGAUGAAGGUGGAAACGUGAAACCUAUGUUGCUCAACUCAAAAUCGAAGACAUCUCAAGACGAGCUGCAGGUUCGACUUGGAUUCUUCCUGGAGAAUAACCCACGCCGCAAUAUGCGCGUACCAAAUCAAUCCUGCAGCUCGCUCACCUCCACCAACACGAGUCCGGUAUCAACGCUGACAGGAUCGUCCGAGGCCGACGUCUCCCGAACGUUGCAGUUGCAAGAACCUAACCACUAUAAUAACGGCUGUGAUUCCAUCGGAUCCAUGAUGUCAGUUUCUAUAUCGGAGCAAAGUAAUGCCUCAUCAAGUCCACUAAGUAGACGACAUUCGGUUACCACAUCUCAAAACGGUGUAAACAUGGAUGAUCUAACCCUGUUCAAAACCCGAAAAACGACAGUACGGAGAUCUGCAAGAUCCGGACACAUCAAGGGCCCAAUAGAUCCUAAAAUUCGCUUCGCGCAAUAUCGUCCACAGCAACAACUGACAUUAAAACCGCUUUUCUUCGAAGUGCCUACUCAAGAACCCGAUCCGUUAUUUGUCGGUCGUCAUUGGCUAGUACGGGAGCUGGCCAACGCGGUUCAAGCUACUGAUUCACCAGGAAUCUUGUUAAGUGGUAACCUCGGAACAGGCAAAACGGCACUCCUUUUACAGCUCGUAGAGUACUCCUGUUUCGGUAGACGGAAAGAGAUGCCAAUCCAAGAAAAUGAUGGAAUAUAUUGCCAAAUCAAUGUUGCACACGACCGAUUACGUAGUUUGGCCUCACACGUAGUCGCUUAUCACUUUUGUCAAGCGGACAAUAAUUCGACUUGCCUUAUACCAGAUUUCAUCCAUUCUUUGGCAGCUCAGCUUUGUCAAGCACCUCAGCUUUCUGCCUAUCACGAGUUUUUGCUUGGAGAACAAUCUCUGCAGAAUGUGUUGAGUGUUAAGGAAUGUAUCGCUGAUCCCGAGCGAGCUAUGAUCAUGGGUAUACUAGAGCCCCUUUCUGCAUUGCGCAGAGUAGGAAAAAUAGCACCUAAAAAUUGUGUGAUCUUGAUUGACGCCUUAUGUGAAGCGGAGUACCAUCGACCGGAUCAUGGUGACACCAUAGCUUCUUUCUUGCAAAAAAUGACAGAACAUUUUCCUACGUGGCUCAAAGUGAUUGCUACCAUUCGAACCCAAAUGCUUGAGUUUACCAAAGGUUUAGCCUACACAAAGAUGAGCCUCGAUAAUUGGAAUACUAACGAGAGUUUACAAAAGGAUAUCCUCGAGUACAUCACAUUCCGAAUAAAUCAGAGUUCCAGUAUUCAACACAAUAUUGCUGGUGGAAAAGAGAUCAUCAAUACAAGCCUACAUUUUAAAUUCGCUCAGUACUUGCUCACACUGACAAAAGGUUCCUUCCUCUAUGCCAAGCUAACGCUGGAUCUAAUCGAGCGUGGCAGCUUGGUGAUCAAAUCGAGCAGCUUCAAGGUGCUCCCAGUUUCACUGGCACAAAUUUUUCUACUUAAUUUCAACUUACGCUUUCCGACCGCGACUGCUUACGAUAGGAUCUCUAGUAUACUGAGCGUUUGUCUAUCGGCUCUCUAUCCAUUAACACUAACUGAAAUUUUCUACUCCGUCAAUGCUCUGAUCGUGGAAGGCGAAGGUGGUGAACAUAUUGAUAGAGAUGAAUUUCUGUGCAGAUUCAAGACUCUCACCGGAUUUCUAAUCAAGCGCAUCGAUAAUACGUACAUGUUCUUCCAUCCAUCCUUCAGGGAGUGGUUAAUUAGACGAGAUGACGGAGAAAGUUCAAAGUUUCUUUGUGAUCUCAGAAAUGGACAUGCCGGAAUCGCGUUACGAUUUUCACGACUGCAAGCUCCACUCGAUCCUGAACAGGCACUCGAGCUUGGACAUCAUAUUCUAAAAGCUCACCUUUACCGUUCCGCGCCACAGCACCAAUCGCCAAGGGAUCUGCAAGCAUAUUGGGUAGCAUCAGUGACGUCCUGUGUAUCGUCCGCACUUUGUACAUUGAGAAACGUUUAUAACCCUAAUAUAAAGGUAUCAAGGUUGCUACUACUUGCUGGAGCGUCACCAGAUCAUGUAACAAGUUUUCUUGGAAAUGCACCGAUACUUUGUAUAGCUGCACAUGAAGGAAUCGUUCCAAUGGUGAGUCUGCUUUUGGAAUUCGGAGCAAAUGUCGAAAAAACGAACAGUCAAGGCUGUACUCCUCUUAUUCUGGCAUCCGCAAAAGGGCAUUGCGACGUUGUUCGACAAUUAGUUGCUGCUGGUAGUGCUCUAGGACAAACCGACACAUCUCAACGCUGUGCUCUAGUACAUGCCGCUGUAACCGGAAAACUGAAAGUAGUGAAGUAUCUGGUAGCGUGCGAUUGGAAUGUUAGAUCUGAUAGCAACGACGUUACUCUGGAACAAGCAGCCCAACAAGCACUAAUAGCAGCUGCCGGACAUGGCAAUACCGAAAUUGUCGAAGACUUUCUAGAUAUGGGUGAGGUACAUGUGAAUCGAUUGGACAUUAUUACCGGAGAAACUGCCCUCACCACGGCAUGUGCGAAUGGACAUACCGAAACCGUGACAAUUCUUCUUAGUCGGGGAGCAACAACUGAUAUAAAGAAUAGGAAAGAUCAAUCCCCUUUGCUUAUAUCUGUCAAAGAAGGGCAUUGGGCAAUCGUUGAGCGAUUACUUCAGAACCAGACUGACACUGAACAGAAGGAUAGCAAUGGCAAAACGGCACUUAUGGUUGCAGCGGAAGAGGGUCAUGUUGGAAUCAUAGAAUUGUUACUUAACAGAGGAGCUGUAAUGGGUACGCAGGAUAAAGAUGGUUUGACUGCACUCAGUUGGGCCUGCCUUCGAGGUAAACAGCAAGCGGCCAAAUGUCUGUUGGAACGAAAUGCAGACAAACAACAUGCUGAUGGUACGGGUCGAACGCCGCUAGAUUUGGCAGCUUACCAAGGAUCAGCUGCGUUGGUGCAAAUGUUACUGGAUCAUGGCGCACAGAUCGAACACGUUGACAUCAACGGAAUGCGACCUUUAGACCGUGCCAUAGCAUGCCGGAACGUUCAGGUGGUGCAAGUCUUUUUGAAACGCGGAGCUAAACUUGGCCCCGCAACCUGGGCGAUGGCUAAUGGCAAAUCCGAAAUAAUGCUCAUACUAUUGAAUAAAUUACUGGAAGACGGAAAUACACUGUAUCGUAAAAAUCGUCUACAAGAAGCCGCCCAUCGUUAUCUAUACGCACUGAAGAAGAUACCUUCGACUACCAUCGUGUCCAAUAACGGUAAUAUCCCGGAAACGAUUUACACUGCCGAUGCCAACAACAACUCUGCUAACAACGCAACGUUCCAGCAGCUAAAGUUCAAUUUUUUACUCAACCUUUCGCGGUGUAAGAGAAAAAUGAACGAUGCAGCAGAUGCUAUUGAACUAGCGGCUCAAGCUAUUGAAAUCAAACCAAAUGCUUAUGAUGGGUACUACGCUCGAUCCAAAGCGCUGAUGGAAUGCGGAAAUUACGUCGAAGCACUCAGGGAUGCGGGUGUUGCGAUAACCAAAUCGCAUUCAGCUUCACUUGAAAUACGUGAAACGCUAACACGUUUGCACAGUGAUCUAAAGAAGCGCCAUACGUAUACUGUCAACGGAGCCAACAAUUCAAUGCUAACAAAUGGUAUUGGAAUAGUAGAUGGAACUGGUAGCAGUACGAGAUCUAGUUCAGUUCACAGUAGCCGUUCAAUAGCCGAGUCCAUGGAUAUAAUCACAGACUUGUGAUUAAAUAUUUGAAUACAGUAAGAAAUAUCAUAGUGAACAAAAAAGAAAAAUUGAAAAAGACUAAAGCAAUCAAUCAUUCGCAAUGCAAUACGCGCCUCAGUAGUGCUAUAGCUUCUUUAGAAUAAUAUUUUCGUAAAAUUUAUUAUUUUAAGCAUAUUAUGUUCGCUGCACUAAAAGUGCACAAUACUAUAGUAACGAGUAAUUCCUUAGAACAAAACAGUAGUGUGCAACAUGUAUAGAGUAGACUCAAAUAUUUAAAUUCGUUUUAAACUUAGAACCUAUACAUAGAUUAAAUUAUUCACAUAUUAACAUCAACCACACUUCACUUCUAUAAAAUAUAGCGAGUGCUGUAUCAGAAGAUUUUUUUUUCUGUAAAUACGAACUUCAUUGUCCACAACCCUUAUGCACUAUUCUAUGAUUAUUAUUAUUUAUCGAGCAUGUUAACGAAACUAUGAGAAGAAUUUGAUGUUUCCGAUCAUUUCUAG
Molecule: messenger RNA, 7140 nt
Organism: Malaya genurostris
Lineage: Eukaryota; Metazoa; Arthropoda; Insecta; Diptera; Culicidae
Gene: rols
Product: protein TANC2
Exons: 10
Coding region: 1823-6655 (1610 amino acids)
Molecular function (GO): protein binding
Source: RefSeq, a predicted model, not a curated record